Mobula hypostoma (lesser devil ray) is the source of this 1041-nucleotide messenger RNA. It is a transcript of the gene ccdc12, whose product is annotated as coiled-coil domain containing 12. The transcript is spliced from 7 exons. Bases 148 to 582 code for a protein of 144 amino acids. Gene Ontology annotation, cellular component: U2-type spliceosomal complex; post-mRNA release spliceosomal complex. The record is from RefSeq and is a predicted model, not a curated record. Lineage: Eukaryota; Metazoa; Chordata; Chondrichthyes; Myliobatiformes; Myliobatidae.
CUGUUUACACUUAUUACCUUUCCCAGUGUUCUUGGAUAGAAAUGAUGAAGCUGAGGACAGUUAAGUAUCAAUCACAUCAUCGUGCGAGACUGGAGUAAAGCAUAACCCUGGCUAGUCAGGACAUUGCUCUUUUGCCAGCUGAAUUUUAUGUCAACCCAUCAGGUUUGCGAUCAUAACAGAGACAAAGAUGAAAAGGAGCCAGCAAAUAAACAGUUCAAAGAGGACGAUGAUGAAGAAGUAAAACAUAGAGAAUUAAAGUUGCGCAACUAUGUCCCAGAAGACAAAGAAUUGAAGGAACGUCUCGUGCCCAAUGUCAAACCAGCCUCAGUUGAAGAUAAGGUGAAAGACCAGCUUGAAGCAGGGAAGCCUGAACCUGUCAUUGAAGAAGUGGACUUGGUGAACCUUGCCCCCAGGAAGCCUGACUGGGAUCUGAAAAGGGAUGUGGCAAAAAAACUAGAAAAGCUAGAGAAGAGAACACAGAGAGCAAUAGCAGAACUAAUCCGUGAGAAACUAAAAGGCAAUGAAGAUGACCUAGCAUCUGCAGUUGGAGCAGUAAAACAGGAGGAUUAUGACUCUGAGUGACUCCUGGUCCUCUGGUGGACAGUAAUUUUGGGUCAGCCACAAGCUAGUUAACUUCAGGGUAUAGGUACAUGCACGCCAUUUUAUGUCCCCUGUUAACCUUCUCUUUGAAGAGAAAAUGCCAAUGUAUCAGAUCAGGGUUGAAGCACAUUGAAAAGGUGGCCUUCAUUCCACCUUACAGGCAGGACUCUGCUCUCUACUUUGACUUCUGGCUGCUGAUGUAAUGAUCCCAUUGUCUCUGUUGCCACUGUACCAUAUACUGAUCUGCAACGAACUUCCAUCUUCAAUUCAAAUGUCUUGUUAUUAUGCUAAUUUUAAAUUUAAUUAUGGAUGUUUAUUUUUCUAUGAUAUUGAUUGUAAUACAUCUUCGCUAGAUCACCUGUCAUUUCAUUUCCAGGUCAGAGCCCAGGUUUGUUCUUUAAAAAUCAGCCCUUCUGAAAUAAAGGUCAUUGUUUUUACUCA